CAAAUGGACUCUGCAGCGGUUUGCGGUAAAAACAUGAAAAAUGUGAUCGAGCCGCGCAGAUUAAAGCGAGUAAAAUGCCUGGACAGAAGAGGAGAUAUAAUGUACGGUUCCCUCCUAGUCGCAUCAAGAAGAUCAUGCAGAAAGACACAGAGGUGGGGAGGAUUGCGAUGGCGGUUCCUGUGAUCAUCUCUCGGGCGUUGGAGAUGUUCCUGAAGUCUCUGUUGACCAAAACCUGUCUGAUAACUCAGUCAAAGCUCAACACUGUCAUGUCUGUAGCUCACAUGAAGCAGUGCAUAGAGUCAGAGAAGCUCUUCCACUUCUUGAAAGACCUGGCAGAGCGAGCGACAUCUACGGCAGCCCAGAAGGACAACAGAGGCAUGAGUAUGUGGCCAUUGUACAGAACCAAACGGCCUGAGGUUCCUGUUAAAAAACCCUCUGAUGUGGGUGAAACGGUUCCGCGAAGGAGCCUCGACUCACUCGACAACGACUCGAGCUCCAGUGAGUCGGAGCUCUACAUCUGCUUAUGACUGAGUGUAACACCAGCGGAAACUGCUGUCAACUUCCAGUCGUCUCUUCGUGCCAUUCUGGUUUAAGCUUCACUGGCUCUGUUCGCCAUCUUAGUCAGAAAGAAGUAAUAUUCGUUAUCACAAGAUAAUAGCUGACACAAAUCAACACAAACGUUUUUGGGUGGAAACAUUUUGGUUAUGUGGUUUGUCAGACCUUUGCUAAAACACAGUUUUUGAAUAUAUUUGUUUUUGUUUUCUUUAAAAAAAAAAAGUGACCUUCUUGUUUGUAGCAGACGUGUUUUAGGGCGACAUGAAGAACUUGAACUGUGUGUGUAAGUUUGCACUGAAUAAUUCAAUGAAAUUGUGAAAUUUUAAGUUCUAAAUGUUAUGUUGAUCGGGAAAUUUUUGUUUGUGUCGCACAUUUAAGAGCUUUUUGUUUUGUGGCUGAACUGAUGUUUGGGUUGAAAGUUACUACACAGAUCACAGGAUAUUAAGUCUGUGUUUUUUUCAUUUAGAGUUUUUCAGACCAUUUUAAACACUCUGCAUCUUUCUGUUUUACUGUAAUCUGACCACAAGUUUGUGAUAUUAAUGUAGUGGUGUCACUGUGAAAAGUUUUUCCAACUUAUCACAUUGUUUUGUUUUGUUCAGAAAAUGUGACCUGCAGCCUCUUUAAAACCAAAGUGCUUGCUUUGCUGAAUAGUGGCCUUUGUGGUUUCUAUUUUGAGCGUUUAUUUUUUAAAGCACUUAUAAAUUAAUGUUUUAAAGGCAGAAAACAUUUGCAUAUGAAAUGUGAAAAUAAAAAAAUAAUGUCAACUUUU
Molecule: messenger RNA, 1324 nt
Organism: Toxotes jaculatrix (banded archerfish)
Lineage: Eukaryota; Metazoa; Chordata; Actinopteri; Toxotidae
Product: dr1-associated corepressor
Exons: 6
Coding region: 75-527 (150 amino acids)
Biological process (GO): transcription by RNA polymerase II; negative regulation of transcription by RNA polymerase II; positive regulation of transcription by RNA polymerase II
Cellular component (GO): negative cofactor 2 complex; nucleus
Molecular function (GO): transcription corepressor activity; protein heterodimerization activity; core promoter sequence-specific DNA binding
Source: RefSeq, a predicted model, not a curated record